Molecule: messenger RNA, 309 nt
Organism: Loa loa (African eye worm)
Lineage: Eukaryota; Metazoa; Nematoda; Chromadorea; Rhabditida; Onchocercidae
Exons: 2
Coding region: 1-309 (102 amino acids)
Source: RefSeq, a predicted model, not a curated record
AUGUUUUGGUAUUUGACAAAAAAAGUUGACAGCGAUGACAGACAGAGGAGAGAUAUGGUGAAACAACUAACAUUCUACAGUAAACAAUGGAGGGGUCAAUUUUGGAAUCCGGAAAUGCUUCCUAUAUUUGAUCUAGCUAAAUUCCGGAUAGUGGAAUAUUGCAGAAUUUCUGAAACCUUACAAAUAUCUCUACAACAAAUACCAUGCAAUGUAAUUAGCAUAUGCUAUACGCAAAAUAUUAGCUGUGAAAUUUGCAAAAAUUUAUUCAAUGUAGCUGUUACGUUAUCAAGAAAUUCCACGGUAAGUUAA